This is a messenger RNA of Monomorium pharaonis (pharaoh ant), 607 nucleotides long. RefSeq lists its product as uncharacterized. The coding region runs from base 135 to 551 and encodes 138 amino acids. The transcript has 4 exons. The record is from RefSeq and is a predicted model, not a curated record. Lineage: Eukaryota; Metazoa; Arthropoda; Insecta; Hymenoptera; Formicidae.
GCGCACAAGAGCUAAACGCAUUCAUUUAUUCCUUUAAUCGUCGGUUCUGAAUUGCGUCGUGCAAGUCAUGAUAUGCGUGAGAUGUACAGCGGCAUUUAACAAUUGCUUCAGAAAACUUUAAAGACUCGACAGAAAUGGCAGAGACACAGAGCGACUGCAUAUACAAUUCAAUAAUCAUGUAUUACGAAGAACGGGCAAAAAAAUGCCAGACAUUUCUACAUCAUCCCACUGUUCGUACGUGUAUCCACAAAUUUAGGGAGCAACUCGCUCAAAAUCCAUUUCUCCAAAUGGCCGUUUUUAUCGCUAUAAUGUCGCUAUUGACACCCAUCCUCUUAUUCAUUAUGUUUGCUAUUGCCAGCACUGUAUUUAUAUUUAUUGGCUUUAUGAUGGUUCAAGUGACAGUAUUGGCUAUUGGCGCGAGUAUUUUAAGCUGCGUACUUUUCUGCAUCGCAAGUACUAUUACAAUGAUAGGAUUAUUUAUCAUUUUUGUCUAUUACACAUUAUAUUAUACAAACCACACGUUCAAUCUUUUAAUAUCUAGUACAACUUGAUAGUUAUGUAUCAAGACUGUUACACUUAAUAAAAAUUAAUUUAAAAAAAUAAAAAA